GAUGUUGAUCAUGAAGAGCAAGUUUUUCAAAGAAUGCUUUGGUAGGUGCAGAAAAGCUGGUGCUAGAGCACUAGAGUCUGUAUCUUGGGAUCAUGUUUUCAAUAGAGAUAUUAAGUGGUUCUGUUUGCAUUCUGAAGAGGACAAUUAUAAUAUCCCCAAAGAUGUCCCAAAAGGUCACCUAGUGGUCUAUGUUGGUGAAGAAUGCAGGAGAUUUGUGAUCAAGAUUACCUUACUCAGCCAUCCUUUGUUCCAGGCAUUGCUGGAUCAGGCUGAGGAAGUGUUUCAGUUUGCCACCAACUCAUCAAAACUCCGCAUUCCUUGCAGCGAGUACUUGUUCCUCAGCGUUCUUCAGUGCAUUAGCUCUGAACUCCUAGAUCAAAGGUGUUCGUUCUCUAUGAGACGCUUUCAGAGAGAUAAGAUAUGAGAGAAGAUCUGCAUCCAUAUAAAUCUAUAUUGUGCUUGUACAUUGUGUAACACAGCUAUGAAUUAUAUUGCUCAUAAAUUAAGCUAGUUCAUGUGAUGAUCUGACGUCUCUCUAGAGUCUACAUAAGUUGUUGUUUUUAGUGCGAGAAACUCUAGCUUAGUACUUAGCAGGUAUAACAAGUAUGAAGACAAUCAAGCUCAGAUAUUUAACCUGUUCAGAGGCAAUGUAACUGGCAUU
This is a messenger RNA of Rosa chinensis, 661 nucleotides long. RefSeq names its product auxin-responsive protein SAUR50. The coding region runs from base 2 to 424 and encodes 140 amino acids. Gene Ontology annotation, biological process: response to auxin. NCBI's taxonomy places the organism in Eukaryota, Viridiplantae, Streptophyta, Magnoliopsida, Rosales, Rosaceae. The transcript has a single exon. The record is from RefSeq and is a predicted model, not a curated record.